AAAUCCCAAAAAAGACAAGAAGAAGAACAACGUGCGCAUCUGACAAAUUUGUGGCUGGUGUAAAUAAAAAUCGAACUGACCCAACUUGUCGUUAACCGUUUUCUAUAACAAAAUCAAAACAUAGUUGCAUAAAAGCACAAUAAAUAUUGAGUGAGUUAUUUGCAAGGAGCAGAGCGCUUAAGUAAAACGAAGUAGACAAGCAAAGUGUUUAAUUAAUCGUUUCUGCAACUGUGCGGAGACAAAGGCGAUUGCGAACAAACAGCACACAUACACAUAUGUACAAACGCACAGACAAAAACACACACAUACUCACGCACACAGAUACACCUAAAUGAAAACCUUAAAAUUUUCACCAUUUACGCUGGCUAUGAAUAUGAUUUCAUAGCUUGUGCAUUUCAAAACUGAAAUAAAGCGACUGAAUUUAGCAACAAUAACAGCGAUAGCAAAAACAACAACAUUGACGACGAAGAAGAAGUGACUGCAAUAAAAAGAAUCUCAAAAGAGAAGCACCCAAGCAAAGGAGAAGCAUCAAUAAUUGCCACACGGACAAAGAACUCGGUGCAAAAGUGAAUACUAAAUACACAGAAAUACAAAAACAUACACACACAUAGGCAGCAGAAAAUCUAAUUCUGAGCUGGCCAAACAGCAAAGCGAAUUCCAUUUUUACAUAUACAUAUGUCAUCAACAUUCGCACAACAACAUUUGGAGCCGAAGUGAAAAGAAAGCAGACGCAGCGUUUUUUUUUAAGACUCGCUGAUAUUUGUUAUUUGCGUGGUAUCUAACAGCCACAGCAUGACUAUUAAGCCAGUUAGUGCGCCAAGUGGCAAGCGUGUCGUUGAUGCGGAUGCCACAGAGGCGCAUGUCGCUGGCCAGGUGGUUGUCGAGCAAUCUGUUGUCAACCAGGCACAUCGCAAUGUCGUUAUCGAUGGACAUGGUCAGAGUCCUCAGCGUCGUGGCGAGGUCUACGAGGAAUUGUCCCGCACCCAUCGUUGCAGCCCACACAAGAGCAGCUCUCGUUCAAAGCGUCGCGAGCAUCAUGACAGUCAUGCCCACCAUCACAAGCGGGAUCGCUUAGAGCGGGAGAAAUUGAAUCUGAAUCAUGUGUCGGUGGUGGGUAGCGGUGUUCCCGGCGUUGCCAACAACAGUCCGCAUGCCGCUGUGUCAGCUGCCGCUGCUACAUCCGUGGGUAAUAGUAGUCCAACGGCUGUGGGUCGCAAAUCGCCAGAGCAUUUGGCCAGCGCACCCAAGGCACAAACACAGAUGACUCCAGCGACGGCGGCUGCCAAUAUGCUCAAGGCUGUGGAGGAGACGUUCUCUGGCUACAAUAGCGGCGAUGAGCAUCUGCAGCCCAAGGAGCGUACCAUAUCGAUCGAGGAAUGGCAGCGUCGCGACGAUGAGUUUGCAAAGUGCAUGGAAAAGCGUGGCUAUGAACUGAAACCCGUUGAGGAGGAUGGCGCCUGCCUGUUUCGCUCAAUAUCUCUACAAAUCUACGGAGACGAGGAGAUGCACGAUGUUAUACGACAGCACACAAUGGACUAUAUUCAUGAGAAUCGCGAAUACUUUGGACAAUUUGUCACUGAAGACAUCAAUGGGUACAUUCAGCGUAAACGAGCACGCGAUGCACACGGCAAUCACAUCGAGAUACAGGCCAUAUCAGAGAUCUACAGUCGCACAGUGGAAGUCUAUUGUUAUCAGUCGACUCCCAUUAACAUCUUUAAUUCGGAGCAAUCGCAGGCUGGUUACCCGCCGUUGCGUCUUUCCUAUCAGAGAGGCUCGCACUACAAUGCCAUACUAGAUCCCUACAAUGCCACUGUUGGCGUCGGCUUAGGCUUGGCUGGUUACAAGCCCGAGAUUCAGACAAAGGAGGCAGUGCGUCUUAGCGAACAGCUGGAAAUUGAGCAGACCAUGUUUGAGGAUAAGCUGAAGACAACAGACUGGGAAGCCACCAAUGAGGCCAUCGAGGAGCAAAUUGCACGCGAAUCCUAUUUACAGUGGUGCCGUGAUAACAUGCAGCGCUCACGCAGCAACAACACAGCCGCCGGCUCGACUACAUCAUCGACAGUGACCUCAGCGGAAGCACUGACCGAUUCGGAUGCUUCACCUUCCAAGUACUCGAGUGAUGGAUGUGGCGGCAGCAGCAAUAAUAAUAACAAUGGAAACAACACAGCCGUAAGCAGCACCAAUGUCAGCGAUGGCACAACCGUUGGCUUUACGCUAUCGCCGAAAAGUCUCAGCCAAUUCUCGCACAAGCUGCCGCCCGAGAUGAACGAUCUGGGUGGCUAUGAAAGUGAUGCAACGGACAUGAGCAGCACCAGCUCGGUGGGACAUUGUGGCGGCGGUGGCAACUCCUCGCCCAAUUCAGCAACUGCCCAGCGUGCCAAUAAGCUAUCCAAAUCGCAGCGUCGCAGCAAUCCCUUACGCAGCAGCAAGAAGCGUCGCCACGAGGCGCGUGAGGCAAGCAACAACCUGGAGACACUCGAGACGCCGUUACGUAAGAGUCCCAAACGUGAUGCAGCGCCAGCCACACCAAGAGCUCACACCCCGGAGGCGGAACAGCGACCUUGCACCUCCAAGCAGUCAUCCCAGUCGCCGCCAAAGCGCGUCGAUGCGCAGACAACGCCCAAGCAGAGUUAUUCUAGCUUCUAUCAGGAGCUGCUAGAGGCAUCCUAUGCCAAUGAUGGUAUCAAUGAGAGCGAGAUGCUGCAGCAGGCUAUUCAAAUGUCCACACGUGAUUAUAUCGACGAUCAGAAGCGGAAAUAUUUCUGUGGACCGUAAGACAGGAAAGUGUCGGAGUGCUCCGUCUAGUUCUUUUGUACAGUGAUUGAAGUCGUCAUUUUCGCAACGAAAACGAAACACAAUAAAUUAACCAAAAACACACACACACACAUACCCAACACACGCACGCACACAGAUGCUGUACGAGUAAUAAUAAAAAUUGUUGAGUGAUGAAGCGGCUGCAGGA
Drosophila innubila is the source of this 2962-nucleotide messenger RNA. RefSeq names its product OTU domain-containing protein 5-B (gene Duba). Gene Ontology annotation, molecular function: K63-linked deubiquitinase activity; cysteine-type deubiquitinase activity. The transcript is spliced from 8 exons. Gene Ontology annotation, biological process: protein deubiquitination. Bases 793 to 2775 code for a protein of 660 amino acids. The record is from RefSeq and is a predicted model, not a curated record. NCBI's taxonomy places the organism in Eukaryota, Metazoa, Arthropoda, Insecta, Diptera, Drosophilidae.